AGCCUACUUAUGUGCUGACACACAAAGAAUCAAAUCAAUACACAACACUGGUCCAGCAUCGGCUGACGUACACGUGCAUUGGUCCAUCAGGGCAUGAGCCCAACAAUGGCUGCAGAAAAUACUGUAUGUGCAUCAUUAUCACCUCCUGGAAACCAACAUUAGGGCUCAUUUGGGGAAACUAAUGUGGGGUCCGCAUGGGUUAAUCUGUGUUGGGCCCUUGCAUAUUUUCUGAGGACAACCCACAGUUGCCUGCGGGGCUGCAGAAAAGCCACAUAUGUGUAAUGAGGGGCACAAAAGAGACAAAAUCGACAAAUGAGGCAGAGGGGGGAGAAGUAAAAGCGAGAUGGCAGAGGAGCAGCAAUAUCGGCAGGAGAGGGAGGAGGAGGAAAACUGGGGAGCUCAGUCACUUCCGCACCAUGUGAGCUACCGGGACUGAAGCUUAUUUGCUCCUACCGGUUAGACCCCGCAUCCUUCGGGAGACAGCACCAGCAGCCCGGCUCAGCCGAGGCUUCCAUCCGCCAGAGGCAGCGAGAUCCAGCGGGAGAGACAGCGCCCUGAGACCGCGGAGGAGACAGCAGCGCCUCGGUACACCGCGGAGCCUCCCAGCGGCUGAAGGCACACACAGUCCCCGACAGAGAGCGCAGACCUGCCGCGGACAUGACUGCAGACGUGGCGGUGUCUCUGUCGGUGCUCGCGGGGAUCGUCGCUCUAAGCGAUGCGACCCGCAGGUUGUUGGGCAGGGCCCUCGCGGACACCGGGCUCGCUGUGUAUGCAGUGGAGCUCGUGUCCACCUUUCAGCUGUGCUGCUGCACGCACGAGCUGAAGCUGCUGUCGGAGGUGGGCGGGAUCGAGCUUCGACUCGCGCUCACCUUGACGUACCUGGCAUCCGUGGUCCACGGGCUCACCUUUAGCGGGGCCAUCGGCAACCCGUCCGGCGCGCUCGAGCAUGCAUACCACGCGAGGUUGUCGGGCGGGUGUGCCCUACGGCGCAUCGCGUGCCAGUUCGCUGCUGCAGCCGCUGCGCGAGCUGCGGUGCCGGUGAUCUGGGGUAUGGGAUUGUCGGGACUGCACGUGCGGCACAAGUUGUUCGGUUACCGUUGCAUCACCCCCAUUCACGCGCCGCUGGCGAAGGCCGCCGUUGUGGAGCUCGCGUGCGCAUUUGUGGUUCAAACCGCUAUUACGCACACGCGAGCUGUGGAGGAGAAAUACCGUGUGCACGCGGUGGCUGCAGUCAUCACAACAGUGGUAUAUGCAGGAGGCAGUGUAACAGGAGCAGUGUUUAACCCAGCCUUGGCCUUCUCCACACAGUUCCCCUGCAGUGGAAACUCCUUCCUGGAGUACAGCCUGGUCUACUGGCUCGGCCCGCUGCUGGGUAUGAUGAGCUCUGUGCUGCUGUUUGAUAAACUCAUCCCUCUGCUCUCGGGAAAAUCACCGUCUCCCCACCACUCCCUGGACACCAGGAAGAGGAAGUGAGCACCGCAUGCCGGCACUUCAAACCCAGAGCACAUGUGGAGAUGUCGGUUCUGAUGGACAGAAGUCAGAGGAAGAACAGCACUGAUAUGCACUUUUUUUUAAAAGACUUUAACCUGGAAGUUUUUUUUUUCUUUUACAAUGAAUGUACCAUAAUUAUCUAAUCAGUAUGGUCUCAAGGAUAAUUUCACCUCAAGAGCACACCUGGGAAGCUAAA
This is a messenger RNA of Thunnus maccoyii (southern bluefin tuna), 1687 nucleotides long. RefSeq names its product aquaporin 11 (gene aqp11). Gene Ontology annotation, molecular function: channel activity. NCBI's taxonomy places the organism in Eukaryota, Metazoa, Chordata, Actinopteri, Scombriformes, Scombridae. The record is from RefSeq and is a predicted model, not a curated record. The coding region runs from base 658 to 1473 and encodes 271 amino acids. Gene Ontology annotation, biological process: transmembrane transport. The transcript is spliced from 3 exons. Gene Ontology annotation, cellular component: membrane; cytoplasm.